AUGCUCCUCACUCGUCCUUCGAGACUAAUACAAGACGCUCAGAAUAGUUUGAGGCGUCUGGCAGCUUUCCAAUGCCGACAAAUCUCUAUACUGUCACAACUGCAGCCUUCGCAAGGAUCUACUAAGACUUACAAGAGACUUGGUAGAGGUCCUUCUUCUGGGAAAGGUAAGACUUCUGCGAGAGGUCAAAAGGGUCAGAAGGCUCGUGGUAAGGUUAAGUCGUGGUUUGAAGGUGGACAAACUCCUAUUUACAAACUUUUCCCCAAGAUUGGAUUUACGAACGUAACAUCGCUGGAAUUGAAUGAAUUGAAUCUUGACAGAAUAAUGUGGUUUCAACGCAAGGGCCGAUUGAACCUAGGGCCCAACGAGGUCCUGGAUAUGAAGAAAAUGAAAGAUUUGGGGCUUGUAACGGGGUCUAUCAAAGACGGUAUAAAGAUCCUUGGUGACGGUAAAGAGUAUUUCAACAUACCGUUAAAAGUUGAGGCCACCCGCGCGUCCCAGGGUGCCAUCCAGGCCAUUGAAAAAGCCGGUGGGGAGUUCACCGCGCGCUAUUUUAAUAAACUUGGGCUUAGAGCUCAUUUGAGCCCCAAGUGGUUCCUCGAAAAUAGAGGCCGAAUUCCUCUACAGGCUAGACCGGUGAAGAGGAAAGACAUUGACUAUUACAGCAAUCCAGCUAAAUCAGGAUACUUGGUGAAGGAAAAUCACACUCUCUUACAGCAGAUUCAAGAAGCGAAAUCUGGGGGUCGUGACAACUUGGCGCGGAAGAGCGCCAAGAAAACUGCUUUGGAAUUGCAAUUGGAAACCGUACAAACUGUGCAGGAUUCGCAACCGAUUCAAGCGACACCAUCCCGCCUCAUCGCCCUAGACUCGUUGAAAAACUAG
Molecule: messenger RNA, 882 nt
Organism: Lachancea nothofagi CBS 11611
Lineage: Eukaryota; Fungi; Ascomycota; Saccharomycetes; Saccharomycetales; Saccharomycetaceae
Source: the annotation of a GenBank genome assembly